Abrus precatorius (Indian licorice) is the source of this 420-nucleotide messenger RNA. RefSeq lists its product as uncharacterized. The record is from RefSeq and is a predicted model, not a curated record. The transcript has 2 exons. NCBI's taxonomy places the organism in Eukaryota, Viridiplantae, Streptophyta, Magnoliopsida, Fabales, Fabaceae. The coding region runs from base 26 to 331 and encodes 101 amino acids.
AGAAAGAGACACUGAGAUAGGUAGGAUGGAAGGGUAUGAAGAGGAACAAAAUAAUGAUGCAUUGAAUCAUUCACAGCUACCCAAUACAUCCCUAGCUGAACUUAACAUGUUGCUUGUGUUGCUUUCGUUAUUCUACUUCUCAAGCGAUGAGUGCAUGGAAUAUGAGGAGAAGGAGCAGAUCACAAAAGAUGAGGUUGAUGUAACUAAAGCAUGCAUUUCAACAUUACAAACCAAGAGACGAGAGAAACAUGAGCCCAAGCUUGGGAAGAGACCAUUUUCAUCAAGGUUUCAAACUACCAUAAAAGACUCCAGGCAUGGAAGAAAAAUGUAAAGCAAAUUCUACUGUGGAGGAUUUCACAAAAUAUUUGGUGCAGCAAGGAAAGCGAACAAUCAGUUUUUUCACCAUAGCAAAAUUUGCGU